Molecule: messenger RNA, 4474 nt
Organism: Pseudo-nitzschia multistriata
Lineage: Eukaryota; Bacillariophyta; Bacillariophyceae; Bacillariales; Bacillariaceae
Source: the annotation of a GenBank genome assembly
CAGAACUCCAACUUUGAUUGAUCAUCGAUUAUCAGAAAACUGCAUUCCAUAACAUAACGUAUCAUUCGUUUGUGCACAAUAUGUACACCAGAUUAAGAAUGAGAKGAUGUGCCACUGCUCGUACCUGCUUGCCUUAUMCCGUUAUUAUUUGUCCCCUGGUUUCGAAUUCUCGUGAUGGUGUGCUGCUUUGUUCCGCUCGACGUCGCGCCAUGUCGCCUCACUCCAGCGACGAUAGCUUUUCGAGUGUCAGAUCGUAGACGGGAAGCACCGCGGCAGCAACGGGUCCCGCUCGUAGGAUGCUGAUCGAAAACCCACGAUAAAAGGCCCUCUCCUUGCGGAUUACUCGGAUGGUUUCCAGGACGGAGGGUGCCCUCGACUUGGGCGAGUUCGUCAAGACCACCUUUGGUUGCCGGCUUGCUGCGUGGUACAUGCGGUUGCGCAGGGUGUCCAGGGGGAARAAGGUACCCCAGCAAAUAAUUCCGGACGCGGCGGCGCAAGCCAUUCGAUCCGGGAGCGAAAGGCAAUUGCCACCGCCGCCGUCACCGCCAUUGUUCUGGACAUCGAACCCGAAACCAUCACCAGCGCCGUCCKGAAUCUCUUUGGAAGCCAACCGAGAUCGCUUCAGUCCUUCAUACGCCGUGACAUAAAUGGAGCGACCCAGUGCCUCCGAUAGCAAGUGAGGCAGAAAUGCCGCACCGUAGGGUCGCAAGGGUUUGAACCUUGUUUGACCGCCCGAUUCUACGACGAACACUUCUCGAAAGGCCUUGCGGAAAGUGUUUCCAGAGAUUUGUUGGUUGAUCUUCAUCAUGAGGAGGGGAGCCGUCAGGGUGGCGGUGGUCAUGCCUCCAACCGAUCCCGACAUAGCUACAUUCGUCAGGGAGUCCUGAGAUCUAUAAUUGUUACAAACGCUGCCGGCCUGCCCGUGUUGUAGAGCAUAGAGGAAUCUUCGGGUUGCAUCAAAGGAUGCAAAGUUCAUGCUUUGUACCAUUCCAACCGUUACAAGGGGGCCGGUCACACCAGAAUACAAGGCACGAACGGUACGGACGAUCGUCGAAACCGGUUUUGUAACGAUUCUUGCCGCAGCCCCGGUCGCUCUUUGCUGCAUAGUGGUUGCUGUCGUAGAGUUGCUCCUUCUUGCACCAGAGGCCUUCGACGAUUUUGCAAUCCUGCUCUUUGUAGUGCUACUGUUGCUACAACAUUUUCCACCCCUGCCGUGUUUCGUCGAUGCAUCCUUGGGAGCUUUGAAUCCUUUCUUCGCCACCAGGUGUUUGUUCUUGCCCAUCGUAUUUGUCUGCACCCAUACCUUCAUGCUCUCCAAAGGGUAACCAACAAUGGUCCCGGACAUGCCCGCCAAACAUCCAGCCAUCAUGGUGUGCGCUGGAUUGGAUUUCUUGUUCCGAUGCAUCGUUUUUCUCGAGAUUGUAUCACCAGGAUGGGCACCUUCUAGAUGUGGGAGAGCCGGAGUAGAAUACAAGAUCUUCCUCAUCUUAUAGCUCACGAAAUACCGGGCCAACCAAAAUGAAGCACACUAGGAUGCAACACGAMCAACGUGCGAGGCAUCGAAUUGUUCCAACUUGCUCACGCUAUGGUACUGGUUAGACGACAGUACUUUUUUUAUUUACGAUUCAUUAAUGGAGAACGGUGGAGAGGUCAGUUGUUGUCGUGUUGAYUAACAGUACAGUACGUAAUGGGUUUUGCACUACAGGAUGAAUUUUUAUGUGAAGAGGUAGAAAGAAUUCUCAAUUCUGCCCAAAAAAUCUAGAAGAGUUCGAAAGCUGUGCCGUAGCGCUGGUSGUGGGAGAACAUUCUACCAUUGGGCCCCGCCACAACACGCACGAAAGUAUCGUUGUGAAUUUGUGGUCUUUCCUUCCUCCGGRAACAAAAUUAUGCACGACUGGAAAAGGUCCCAAAAUUAUUCAAAAAACUUUACUCCAUCGAGUCGGAGAUUCAUGUUUCUAUCGGCCUCGCCCGGUGCAGCGUGACGCGCCGGAAAAAUACCGGUAACUUUUCGUAUCGCCAAAUCUUGUUCGUAGARAAGUAUUUUUUACGUUUUGUCCUCCGAACCGCGACACACAUCACGAAAAUUCCUGAUCGGCUUCGUUUUCCAGAAUCGURUGUCACYACUAUUAUCCUUCUCAGCAAAUCUACCAAUUACAACACCCUUYUUGUUACCAAUCUGAAGGCGGUAGGAAGAACGAAAUCCUCUUACAUAACCAUGAAGUUCUGUGAAUUCCAACAGUUACUGCAAAUAAUCCUACUGUCGAGUACGGCAGUAGCGGGAGCUACUGCUUCGACCGAAGCCGACCGKCGCUCGCGGUUGCGCAAAGAUGUCCAUAUUCUAUUACACGAAAACAACCCAAAUCUCGAACGCGAUCCAACAUCGCCAGUGCRCUUCUUCAAGGAGCGAAGCAAAACCGCAAGCCUCCGAACGACCGUGUACGGGGGCCAACUCAAGCACCAUGGAUUUGGAGAUAAGCUCCGAUUGUUGAGACCAUUCCUUGAGGUUGCCAAUCGCAAUGAAUUAAUGGUUAUUGCCACAGCCAGAGACGUUGUCCUGAAUGUUCCUGACAACGAGAAGAGCGCCACGGAAGCAGUGGAUUCUUUCCUCAAGACCUUCRACAAGCUGACAGAGAAUCAUCCACAUGCUGUGAUCAUGUCUGCCGAAGAAAAGUGCUGUGCCGCCGCAAUGAGUCAUGCUCGCCCGGGGGACUACUUCGAUCCUGUYGCUAAAGRACGGAAAGAACGAGCUUGCUCUUCUGGAAAGAAAGAUUGCCUCCCAGAAGAAAAUGACAACAUUGUCUCUUGGAAGGAGAUGAUGAGAAACCGAGCUCUGGAUGAUACUCUCCUAAGUGGCCUCGAAGAAUACAACAAUGUUUUCUUAAAUUCAGGCAUUCUUGCAGGAUACCCCGCAGACUUGCUGAAGCUGUUACAAUUGAGUGAUAUCGGUUUUAGCGAGGACGAUCAAGCUGUCUUUACGGAUUUGAUGCUCACCUUCCCCGAGAUGAUUCAACUCGAUUACCACCAAGAGAUGUUCGGGAACAACCAUGUUCGAAAAGGUCUGAAAGAAGGUUGCGUGUUUGAACCGCAAGCAAGAGACAAGCCSCUGAUUAAUUUUGAGCAAAUGACUCAACCAUUGAUUCUUCACACGCCCRAUAUGUUUUACGACUGUCUUGAUUCUCUCAUAGAUGGACUUGGCGGAGAGAGCAAGCGGAGAUAUUUGGUCGAUUAUGGCUCUGGCGACACGGGCGUUCAAAAGAGAUCCCUUCAGUUCCAAGAUGAGCUCAUUGCAAAAAUCGAGAUCGACGAAGAUAACAAAGAGGUCUACCACGUUUAUAACGAAGAAGGACUAAACCAAGAGGGUCUUUUCUCAUAUCUGUCAAAUCUCGUUGAUAGUUACUUGAACUAUGGACAAUACGGCAACUAUGGYCAAUACGGCAACUAUGGCCAAUAUGGGAAUUACGGAAACUACGGCCAGUACGGAAACUACGGCCAGGCUGGAAACUUCGGGGAACUYGGAGACAACGGUUUCUUUUUUGAAGGACCACUCACAGCUGAAGCUGAAAUGGCUUACUACGAAUGGUACAACGAAAUUUCAGGAGGUGAUGACAUCAUGGGCAGGACGAACACGUUUGAGACACUGUCUCCGACCUCAGGAUCAUCGUCUGGAUCCUCAUCUGGAUCCUCAUCUAGUUCUUCAUCUAGGGGAUCCUCAUCUCCUACUUCAUCUGGGGAAUCCUCAUCUCCUUCUUCAAGCGAGGGCUUGCCUCCGGCGGGGACGCGGACUGGCAAUGACGCUGCCGCCCUUGCAUCAGCAGCACUAUUUGCACCCGUAGGCGCAGAAASCCUAGGCUCAGAAGCACCAAGCGCAGCACCGAGCGCGGCACCGAGCGAGGCACCAAGUUCAAGUUCUUCUUCUAGUUCUUCCUCGGGUUCGUCAUCUGGAUCUUCGGUGUUUUCAGAUCGAGUGACUGUUGCGGGGCGAAUUGACAACAGUACAGCAGCAGCACAAGCGGGUACACAAGCACCAACCUCGGGUUCUUCUUCGGGUUCUUCCUCGAGUUCAUCCUCGGGUACUUCUUUUAUUAAUAUGAAUUUCAACGAAACGUUCAGCAACGAAACGUUCAGCAACGAAACGUUGAGCGACGAAGCAGCAUUCGAAGAACUUUUUGAAGUGGACGACGAAGAUUCGGUUGUACCUCCUGGAGGCAGGACAAUCGGAAAAGAGCGCAAACCAGCCCCGACUGAAGAAACUCUAACAGACGAGCAUUAUUACCGUGAUUGGUUUCAUUCAAUGCUUGAACACAUUUGGCCAUGGUCAAAUUAAAUAUGUAGAUUAUUACAAAGUACAGUAUAUUAAAAUAAAUGUAAAACGUGUCUCACACCAGCAGUACCAAAGAGAAGAAGAMGGCCUUUAAAUUUCAAAAUGUACAUCAURAUGCACUACUACUACUAAAAAUGAACUUAAUAUCAUGUU